Molecule: messenger RNA, 2933 nt
Organism: Schizosaccharomyces japonicus yFS275
Lineage: Eukaryota; Fungi; Ascomycota; Schizosaccharomycetes; Schizosaccharomycetales; Schizosaccharomycetaceae
Product: RNA-binding protein Snd1
Exons: 1
Coding region: 232-2847 (871 amino acids)
Biological process (GO): regulatory ncRNA-mediated gene silencing
Cellular component (GO): cytoplasm; RNAi effector complex
Source: RefSeq, a predicted model, not a curated record
UUCUCCUCUUCUCCUCUUCCGCUCUCCCCUCUUCCCAGUUAUUAAGGGUUCUCCGCCUUUAACAUUCCCUCAGCCUUAAUCUAGUAUAGCUAAAAUCUUUACUGAAGGAUUUGUAGUUUGUUCUCACUAUGCUCCAACCUCACCUUUCCACACCCCACUCCACUCCGUACAAAAAAACGUAACCCUUUUUUGCAUCUCCUAUACCCCUUUUCAUAGCUGGAAAUUUAUCUAAUGAGUACUCUCGGAUCUGUUUUUGUUAAAAGUGCAGUUAGCGGCGAUACUCUGAAUGUGCUUGUUAAAAAAAGCCCAAACCAAAUUCUGGAACGCACUGUAUCGUUAGCUUAUAUCGAAUGCCCUCGUUUUAAGCGUGAAGGUGACGAUCCCUUCGCUUUCGAGGCACAGGACUUUGUCCGUAAGGCUAUUGUGGGAAAGCCCGUACAGUUGACGAUCUCAUACAUUGUUCCAUCGACGCAGAGAGAGUAUGGACGCAUUUCCUUCAAAGGAGAGGACCUCACAACGGCAUUGCUCGAUGCUGGUUUAGCCAAGCUGCGUCCAGAAGCUCGUAAGCGUGAUGAUGGUCCCGAUUCUUACCAUGCAAUCCUUCAAAAGGCGGAAGAGGUUGCCCAGCACAAGAAACUUGGCAUCUGGGGUCCUGCAAAUGCCGCAGUCAACACGUCCCAAACGGACCCCUUGAAGCCUGCUGCUUACUUGCAAGCACACAAGACCGAGAAGAUCAACGCCAUCAUUACUCAAGUUCGCGAUGGAGACAACUUCCGUGUUCGCCUGCUGAUGAAGCCUAAGCAACAUCAGUUCAUCACUCUUGCUUUGGCUGGUGUCCGUUGCCCUCGCUCUAAGCGGUACGGAAACAACGAGACUGAAGCCGAGCCUUUUGGCGAUGCUGCGAAGUCUUUUGUCGAGAGCCGUUUGCUUCAGCGUAAUGUAAUCGUUGAGCUCUUGGGUCUUGCUCCUAACAACAUUACUUUCAUUGGAAGAGUUCUGCACCCUGCUGGCAACAUCGCAACUGUUCUUUUGUCUGCUGGUUUGGCUCGCGUUGCUGACUAUCAUGGCUCCAUUCUCGGUGCCGAUGCCAUGGGCAAGCUUAGACAAAUUGAGCGUCAAGCAAAGGUCGAGAACAAGGGUAUGUGGAAAGACGCUUCCUUUGUAAACACUGCAAUGGACAAGAGUAAUGCCAACGACUACGAAGCGGUUGUUACCCGCGUGAUUUCUUCCGACAGUUUGGAGAUUGCCAAGGCGGAUGGUACUGAGAAGCGUAUUCAACUCAGCAGCGUUCGUCAUCCUCGUCCCGCCGUUGAGAAAGAGUCCUCUUACCAGCUUGAGGCUCGGGAAUUUCUGAGAAAGAAGCUCAUUGGUAAACAGGUUACCGUGUCCACCGACUUUGUCCGCCCUGGACAAAAUGGUCUUCCUCCUGUUGACGCAUGCACUGUGACGCUCCCUGACGGAACGAAUGCCGCUAUGUUGGUGGUGGAAAACGGUUACGCAUCGGUUGUGCGCCAUCGUCGUGAAGACUUGGACCGUUCUCCCCUUUAUGACCAUCUGCUUGAAACCGAGGCUAGAGCCCAACAAGCUAAGAAGGGUAUGUGGUCUGGCAAGAAGUCUGCAUUGAAGGAACCAGUCAACGCAUCAGAGUCGGUGGUUCGUUCUCGUCAGUACCUUCCUUCUUUGCAAAAGAGCAAGCGCCUGUCUGCGGUCAUUGAGUUCGUUGUUAGCGGUUCCCGUUUCAGAUGCUACUCCCAAAAGGAGAACUGUAACUUUGCAAUUGCUUGUGCCGGUAUUCGUACUCCUCGUUAUAACAAAACUGAAAACAGCGAACGCUGUGGUGAAGAGGCCUACAACGUCUCGAAGCCUCUUCUUCAAAAGGAUGUAGAGUUAGAGAUUCUCAGUGUCGAUAACAGUGGAUGCUUUAUCGGAAACAUUUACACUUCUCGGAACGACAGCAUUGCUGAAGUUCUUCUUGAAAAGGGUUUGGCUUGGUCGCAAGGAUACCCUAAUCAAUCUAAUGUUCAAAGAACUGUCUAUGAUGAGGCUGAACAACGGGCUAAGGCUCAGAGAAUCGGUCUUUGGGAGAACUACGUUGAGCCUACCGAAAAGCAAACCGUGAAGACUACCGACACUGACACUGCUUCAAAGGGUAAGACCUAUGUUGAUGUCGUGUUGAGUGAUAUCGGAGAUGAAGGCAAGUUUUCUUUCCAGAUUGUUGGUGACGAGGUGAAACAAUUGGAGGGACUCAUGAAAUCUUUGGCUGCCUACAAGGCAAAUGCACAAUCUCUUGAUGGCCAAAUCAAGGUUGGUGCUAACAUUGCCGCCCUCUCCUCCUAUGAUAACGCUAUGUACAGAGCACGCAUUCUUCGUUGUGAUCGCGACAACAACAUCGCUGAUGUGGUGCUCUAUGAUUACGGAAGUGUUGAGCAGAUUCCCUUUAAGAAUCUUUUUUCUUUGCCCGAAAAUUACCGUGUCCUGAAACCUCAAGCGCACACUGCCACUCUUACGUUUGUUCAAUUCCCUUCUACUGGUUCGGACUAUGCUGAUGAUGCUAAAGCCACUUUACAUAAACUUACUGCCAACAAACAGUUUGUCGCUUGUAUUGAUGGUGAAAACAAUAACGUCCUUUCUGUUACACUUAUUGAUCCUCAAGUGGGCUCCGAUUUUGAGCAAUCAAUUAAUGCACAGCUGGUUGAAGAAGGUGUUGCUAGUCUUCUGCCAAAGAAAAAGCGCUCUAUUCUUGGCGAUCCCGCGCUCUUAGAGGCUUUGACUGAAUUGCAGGAAAACGCUCGUCGUUCGCAUAUCGGUAUGUGGACCUACGGCGACCCCCUUGAUUAUGAGGAUUAGUUAUGUCUAAGUAAACAGAAUAGAAAAUUAUGGUUUAUUAAUAGAAGCAAAAAAUUGCCUAUCAUUGCACAGCCGUCUUUCAGGAA